Leptinotarsa decemlineata (Colorado potato beetle) is the source of this 2200-nucleotide messenger RNA. RefSeq lists its product as uncharacterized. The record is from RefSeq and is a predicted model, not a curated record. Lineage: Eukaryota; Metazoa; Arthropoda; Insecta; Coleoptera; Chrysomelidae.
GAAGGUGGGGGAAUUGAGAACGGCGAGUAAUUGGGAACACGUUAACAAGUUACACUUCCCCUUCUCUUACUUCGUCCCGCGCCUAUUCACGGUACGCUUCCUGCUCCCCUCAGUGCACGAGCGACAGUGAGAGAGGAAGGCCACACGUAUCUUGUCACGAUGCCACGAAAAUACAUUCGGAAGACCGAGACAAGGUACGCAAUCGAAGAUCUUCGCCGUGCAGUUGAAGAAGUUAAAAAUCAAAGACUCACAUUGGGCAAAGCCGCUACUCAAUUCUCAGUACCAAAAACAACGUUGUUUAAACAACUAAAAGAAACCGUAGUCAAAACACCAAAAAAAGGUCGGCACGCAGUGUUUAAUUAUGAGCAAGAACAACAGCUCGAAACAUACAUUGUUGAAUGCUGCAAGUCUUUUUAUGGCAUAACACCGAGUUCCUUGCGCCGAAUUGGUUUUCGAUUUGCCGAGGUCAAUAAGUUGAGACAUAAUUUUAACAAAAACACGCAGCUAGCAGGCAAAGAUUGGUAUUAUGGAUUCAUGGCCAGACAUCCAUCCAUCAGCUUACGUAUGCCAGAAGCUACCUCUAUUAACAGAAUAACAGCUUUUAACGCUACUGAAGUCAACCUGUUUUUUGACCAACUAAAAAUUAUCCAAGCCAAGCACAAUAUACCUGGUCAUCGCAUUUUUAAUGUUGACGAGAUCGGAAUAAGCACUGUUCAAAAAAACUACAAGAUUUUGGCCCCAAAAGGUGUAAAACAAAUAGGAAAAGCAACAAGCGGAGAACGUGGUGUCACCACAACAGUAGUGUGUGCUGUUAGCGCUAGUGGCAUAUAUAUCCCCCCCAUGUUUAUAUUUAAAAGAAAAAGAAUGAACGAACUGCUAAUUAAAGGCUGUAAUAGGGACAUGGUCGCAACGGUUUCUGAUUCUGGCUGGAUCAAUGAGUCAAUAUUUAUCGACUACUUGCGACACUUUAUUUCUUUUGCCAAACCUACCAAAGAAGACCCAGUGCUAUUAAUUCUCGACAAUCAUGAAAGUCAUAUCAGUUUAGGAGCAUACGAACUUUACCGAGAACACGGUUUGCACGUUCUUUCUUUGCCACCCCACGUAUCUCACAAAAUGCAGCCAUUGGAUCUUACAAUCUUCAGUUCACUGAAAAUGGCUUACAAUAAAGAAUGUGAGCUCUACAUGGCCAACAAUCCUGGGAAAAGAAUAGGCCAGUACGAGGUUGGGGAACUUUUCACCAAGGCCUUCAACAAAACAGCUAACAUAAACAAGGCUAUCAGUGGUUUCAGAGCUGCUGGAAUUUAUCCUAUCGACCCUGUCAAAUUUAAGGACAGCUUUGAAUGCUCACUGUAUGACCAAGCCGACACCAGUCAGACUCAAGCAAGCGGUGAUUCGGAAACAACACCUGCGCAAAAUUUUGCUGGGCCCAUUGAUACAGCCAGACUGAACCAGACACCACCAAUGCAAAUAUCACAUUCACAUGAUGCCACCAUCACUUCAAUUCCUAAAAAUGACAACGAUAUGAGUGUUACCACUGUCUGCACUCCUCCUGUUCCAUCCACUCCUGUACCACUCACUGAAGUUACUAACGUGCCCGUUAUACUUCAAACACGCACAACUUCUAGGCGACAGAAUAAGAAACAUGCUCAGAUUUUAUCCAGCACACCAAUCAAGACUCAAUUAGAAGAAAAACUAACAAGACAAAAUAUGAGAAAGUACGAGAAAGAAAGAAAGCAAGUACAGAAGAACUUCUUAGGCAAAGGUAAAGGUAAAGGAGUUAAAAAUUUAAAGAAAACUUUAGGAGGAAAUGAAAACAGUGAGGAGUUUCUUUGCAUAAUGUGCAAUGAGAAAUAUGAGUCCCCACCGGCAGAAGACUGGAUAAUGUGCUCCAUUUGUAAGCUUUGGGCACACGAACAAUGGACUACGGGCGAGACCAGCAAAGGUUACGUGUGUGAUUUGUGUCGCGGAGUGUAAUUAUAAUUUAAUUGUAACUGUUUCCUGCGCCACUUAUAUUUACCCCAUACCGGUCUCAUUUGCCCCGCGCGCUGAUCUCAAUUACCCCAUGGGGUUUCGGGCAAAAAGGAACGGCAAGGUUUUUUGUUUUCAUUAAUAUGUCUAAUAAAAAAUUGAUUAUUAAGAGAUUUUUUGUCAGUUAUAAACAGAUAGAUAAGUAAUGUUUAUGUUUUGAUAAAAGUUGAAU